Messenger RNA from Cololabis saira (Pacific saury), 2726 nucleotides. Its product is annotated as tripartite motif-containing protein 16-like. The record is from RefSeq and is a predicted model, not a curated record. NCBI's taxonomy places the organism in Eukaryota, Metazoa, Chordata, Actinopteri, Beloniformes, Belonidae. The coding region runs from base 52 to 1857 and encodes 601 amino acids. The transcript has a single exon. Gene Ontology annotation, molecular function: protein binding; zinc ion binding.
UUUCUGUUCAGGGGAAAGUGAAACUGUCUGACAGUUGCUAAGAAGAGGACGAUGGCGCAGCAGGAAAAUCAGCUCGACCGGGUUAAAUUCUCUUGUUCCAUCUGUUUGGAUCUUUUAAAGGAUCCGGUGACUAUUCCCUGUGGACACAGUUACUGUAUGAAGUGUAUUAAGGACUUCUGGGAUGAAGAGGAGAAGAAAAUCCCCAGCUGUCCUCUGUGUAGAGAGACUUUUACUCCGAGGCCGGUGCUGGUGAAAAACACCAUGUUAGCUGAUUUAAUGGAGGACAUGAAGAAGACUGGACUCCAAGCUGCUCCUGCUGAUCACUGCUAUGCUGGACCUGAAGACGUGGCCUGUGAUUUCUGCUCUGGGAGAAAACUGAAAGCUGUCAAGUCCUGUUUAUUCUGUCUGGCCUCUUACUGCCAGAAACACCUUCAACCUCAUCAUGAUGUGGCUCCAUUAAAGAAACACAAGCUGGUGGAUCCCUCCGAGAACCUGCAGGACAACAUCUGCUCCCGUCACGGUGAGGUGAUGAAGAUGUUCUGUCGUACUGAUCAGAAGUGUAUCUGUUAUCUCUGCUCUGUGGAUGAACAUAAAGGCCACGACACAGUCUCAGCUGCAGCAGAAAGGACGGAGAGGCAGAGAGAGAUGGAGGUGAAACGACAACAAAUCCAGCAGGAGAUCCAGGACAGAGAGAAAGAUGUGAAGCUGCUUCAGCAGGAGGUGGAGGCCAUCGAUCAGUCUGCUGAUAAAACAGUGGAGGACAGUGAGGAGAUCUUCACUGAGCUGAUCUCUCUCCUCCAGAAGAGAAGCUCUGAUGUGAAGCAGCAGAUCAGAUCCCAGCAGGAAACUGAAGUGAGGAGAGUCAGAGAGCUGGAGGAGAAGCUGCAGCAGGAGAUCAGUGACCUGAAGAGGAGAGACGCUGAGAUGAAGCAGCUCAGAGACAUCGAGGACCACAACCAGUUCCUCCACAACUACCCCUCACUGUCACCACUCAGUGAGUCCACACACUCCUCCAGCAUCAGCAUCCGUCCUCUCACACACUCCUCCAGCAUCAGCAUCCGUCCUCUCACACACUCCUCCAGCAUCAGCAUCCGUCCUCUCACACACUCCUCCAGCAUCAGCAUCCGUCCUCUCACACACUCCUCCAGCAUCAGCAUCCGUCCUCUCAGGUACUUUCAGGAUGUGACAGCAGCUGUGUCAGAGGUCAGAGGUCGACUACAGGACAUCCUGAGAGACACGUUGACAAACGUCUCACAGGCCGUUACUGAGGUGGAUGUUUUACUGUCACAACCAGAACCAACGAGUAGAGCUGGAUUCUUGAAAUAUUCAUGUGAAAUCACUCUGGAUCCAAACACAGUACACACAUGGCUGUUACUGUCAGAGGAGAACAGAAAGGUGACAGUUAUGAACCAACGUCAGUCUUAUUCUAGUCAUCCAGACAGAUUCACUAAUCUUCAUCAGGUCCUGAGUAGAGAGAGUCUGACUGGACGUCAUUACUGGGAGGUGGAGAAGAAAGCAUGUGUAGUUUUUGUAGCAGUUUCAUACAAGAAUAUCAGCAGAUCAGGGGGGUUGAAUAAAAGUGGAUUUGGAUAUAAUGACAAAUCUUGGUCACUACGUUGUUCCUCAGAAAGUUAUGUAUUUAAUCUCAACGACAUCCAAACCUCCAUCUCAGGUCCUCAGAGCUCCAGAAUAGGAGUUUACCUGGAUCACAGAGCAGGUGUUCUGUCCUUCUACAGCGUCUCUGGAACCAUGACCCUCCUCCACAGAGUCCAGACCUCCUUCACUCAGCUGCUACACGCUGGAGUUCAUGUUUACUCCCCUCCUGGAGCCUCAGCUGAGUUCUGUAAACUCAAAUAGACUUAUUUACUCUUCAUGUUUUUAUUUCAGUUUUUCUUUAUUUUAUUUUCUUCUCAGAGACGAUCGUCUCAAACUCUGAUGGAUAGAGGGAUGUUUUUGUUCUAUAAGUUGAUGUUUUGUUGUGAUUUCCUCUUUUGGAGGUGGAAGUUGUUCUUUUGUACAGUAGUUUCACCUGGGAAAUAUUAAUAAUAUUAACAUCUUCUAUUUCAGUAUAAAAACAUAGAAAUAAGCCUGUGUUGUAAUUGUUGUUAACUAUUAGCUUUGAUGUGUUUUUAUGUUGUAUUUCUCUUUUCUUCCACUUCAUGGACUCCAACAGACGACCCACCAGACCUUCUUCAUCUCUGAUAUCAUGUCUGCAUUCACACUCGUUUCCUCAUUCAUUAGCAAACCAAAUGUUCUUGAAUGUUCAUGUUUUCUAAAGAUGAAGAUAUUUUUUAGACUCGAGCACAAAGUAAAUGAUUUCAUAAAUGUUAGUGACAGCAGCAACGCAGCAAACAGUUCAGUAAAGCCUGUAGUUGGUGUAAACUAGUGUGUUGGGGCCGGUAGUCAUCGCUGCAGCUGCAGGACCAGACUAGAUCUGCACAUCACAUGUUGUUGAUGUCUCAAUCUGUUGAGGAUGUUUCAUGUUUAACAAUCUGAAUAUUUAGUAAGAAAUAAAACUUCUGAUGUUCUAACAAAGUGUUUUCUUCAGUCUUCAUUCCAGGAUUUGACUCAGAUCUGAGGGAGAAAACAUGAAUCUAAUAUUUAAGUAAAACUGAGGCAGUUUUCCUCCUGAAACAUCACAAAGUACAGAGUUCAUGUUCACAACAGAUCAUAUUUCUGGAUUUAAAUGUGUCUUUACUGAUUUUACUGCUCUUGUUCUGGCCAGA